Molecule: messenger RNA, 477 nt
Organism: Phytomonas sp. EM1
Lineage: Eukaryota; Euglenozoa; Kinetoplastea; Trypanosomatida; Trypanosomatidae
Source: the annotation of a GenBank genome assembly
AUGCUUGGAGGAAAGGAGAUCCUCCUGCUCCGCCACCCGCCACCCGGGCUGAUCGGCGAGGUAAAGCCGCAGCCGCGCAUCGCCGCCAUCCCGCUGCACCUGCAGCUUUGCGCGAAGUCGUGGAAGCUCGAUGAAGUCGACGACCACCGUGCGGCUCGAGGACGUCUCCGUCGCUGUCAUCCAACCCUCGAGCCCGUCUUUACCCCCGUCUGGGGCUUCUUCCUCGUUGUUGGGGGUGGUCGAGGACGAUACCGCGCGCGUAUCACGCCCCCAUACCAAAAUAUGCGAGCAAUCCUCCAACUUCGUCAGCAUUUCCAACAGCGGGCGGAGGGAGGGGCAGCACAUCAAAUUCACCAACACGCGAUCCGUCGGCAGGAGCCCGGGCGGCGGGGUCGCUCGUUUGCAGGCCCCAUGCGAUUCCCCAAGGCUCGGCAGAGCCUUCCCCGGCUCCUUUUGGGCUUCCUCAUUCUCGUCUGA